AUGACGUCGAUAUAUCUCGCCUUCAAAAAUAUAUUCAAAGGAAAAGACGCACAUGUUCGGACGAAUAAGAAGAUUCGCAAGCUGAUCCAAGUCCACCAGACCAAGGCCGAAGUUCGCGACUUGAUUGCUGAGUAUAAUGUCGACAACGAGUGCAACGCCGUCAAGAGUCUGCUCGAGCAGUGUAUUUUCGAAUCCACCUUGAAGGCGAAGAUCAAGUUUCCAGAGGUGUUUGACAUCUCGCCGGCGCAGAGUGCUGAUCGUGCAGCCUCGGAAGCAGAAGCUGCGCGAGCUGAGGUUCAUGUGAUACGAGACAUUUACUUCAGACCUCAAGACUUGAAUGCGGUAUCUGCAGAUCGUCCGCCGGAGAGGAGAUAA
This is a messenger RNA of Exophiala oligosperma, 375 nucleotides long. RefSeq lists its product as uncharacterized. The transcript is spliced from 2 exons. Bases 1 to 375 code for a protein of 124 amino acids. NCBI's taxonomy places the organism in Eukaryota, Fungi, Ascomycota, Eurotiomycetes, Chaetothyriales, Herpotrichiellaceae. The record is from RefSeq and is a predicted model, not a curated record.